Messenger RNA from Hermetia illucens (black soldier fly), 4102 nucleotides. RefSeq names its product GTPase-activating protein skywalker (gene sky). The transcript is spliced from 12 exons. The record is from RefSeq and is a predicted model, not a curated record. The coding region runs from base 1239 to 3044 and encodes 601 amino acids. NCBI's taxonomy places the organism in Eukaryota, Metazoa, Arthropoda, Insecta, Diptera, Stratiomyidae.
UUGCCAAUUGACAGUGUUUUCACGCUUGCCGUAGUGUUCGCUUCCUGGUGAUGUCGGGGAGCUUUUUCGAGGCCUGUCGUUGUGGAAAUACCUGCGGGAAGAGCAACUAGUCUCGGAAUACGCAAGUGAUAGGUGUCACGCGAGUUUCGCGAAAGGGUGGAUUCAUGACAGAGGCUGCUGUCUGAGCGACGGGGGUAAUAACCCCUGGGAAUAUUUUCGGUGACAGUCGCGCACGGUCAUAUGUUCCAUGUCGAUUUUUCGGUCAGCUCGGGAAGGUGGUGUCGAGACGUAUUUUCCGAUUAGAGUGAAGUAUUUGGUUGCGUGAAGAUACAGUGCCGAGUGCUGGUAGUGUUGAGGUUGGUCCAGACCUGGCUGCGGACUCGCGGGAGGUGUCGGUUUUCUAGGUGGCCUGGACCCUUUCGCGCGCAAUUUUACGUUGCCAGUUGUCAUUUUACGAGCAUUUGCCCAUCGCACGGUGAGUAGAAACCCCUUUGCCCGGCCAGUGAGCCAAGCGCGAGUUGCCCGCGGGCCAGGAGAGUGGUCACGCUCCGCAGUCGCCGUACGUGAAUAUGUGUCAGUCCAACCAGAAAUAAUUUCACGAUCCCGCGCCCGAGACCCACUCCCCAGCUGCAGGCUCUGCUGCUCGCCUGUCACAAGUGACCCAAGCAAAAUAGUCCGAAGCCAAUUUUCAAGUGUGAUAAACUCUGCGGACCGCCACCCCGCCCGUGCGCUGCCUUGUGAUGUGAAUAAAUUUCGUGUUUGUUUGUAAAUCGAUUUGAAAACUUGUACGGUGCGCGACGACGGCAAGGAGUUAUUUUCGGUCGUCAGUGAAAUUUCCUGUAAUAUUCGCUUUGAACUCUGGGCGACGUUCCGAGCGGCGCUGAUACUCAAAUUGCGCAACAUAUUUGCCGGUGCAAAAAUGAUGUGCUCUCAUAUUAUACAGUUUGCCGGAUUUUAUAACGCGAAUAUUGCCGAUAUUUUCGCAGCCACAAGUUCACUUGAAUGCAUUUCACGUCAUUCUCACAUAAAAUAAAAUGAAGAAUGCACAAUUCUUUGCAUCUUAUCUCACUCUAGUCAUUUUAAAGUAAAGUUGGAAUACGAAAUAACCAAUAAAUAUGUUUGUGUUGUAAACGUUAAAUCGUAUUUGGCAGUUGCAAUUCAUUCGAACGAAAGGAAAAUUGGUUUCAUUGACUGAAAUAUAAAACAAUUGACACAAAGUUGAAUAUAACGUGGACAAAAUGCCAAUCACCGGAACAACGUCGACAAAUGCCGAGAAAUUUGGUGCAAUUGAAGAAGAAAUCGAUUUGUACGAAGCCUUUGCACCACAUGUGGACACUUCCCAGAUCACUACUGUACCAGUAACUCCGCCAGGAAAAAAAGCUGCUCUAAAGUCCUUCUCGGAAAUUAGUCCACUCAUACAACAAGGACGAAAACGUGAAGUUAAAUUGGCAAUCCGUGAGAAUGCAUGGCCUGUCAAUUCUCCAAUUCGUUCACAACUAUGGCCUGCGUUAUGUGCUCAACAUCAAGUGGGAAAGGGAAUGCUGGAAGGAUUCUACUGGGAUAUGGUUAAUCAGGUUUUUGGAACCACCGAACUACCCGAGAAACCUAUUAUGUUACCACCAUUCGUCGAUUCAUCACAUUGCUUGCCAUAUCAUUUAACUCGUAAAGGACGGGCAGUCGCUGAUCGCAUUGUCAACGUCCUAGGAUAUGCAUGUCCUGAUAUUACGUACAGCCCGACGAUAUAUCCGAUCACAGCAGUUUUAUUACACUUCAUGUCAGAGGAAGAAUGCUAUCACUGUCUUGCGAAUCUAGUUGCUGCCAAGGAAAAAGUGUUCAUAACACAAACAAAACUUUUGUAUGAAGUGACAUGGAAAACCGUUCUGCAAAUUUCCAAGAAAUAUGCGAAAUCGGCUGUAGCACAUCUCCAACGAUUAUGUCCUGGACAAAAACUGGAACCAGUUUUCAUGGAUUGGUGCUGGUGGAUAUUAGGAGGACUUCCUUUUCAGUACUUAGUACGUGUUAUGGAUUGCUACUUUCAUGAGGGCAUAAAAGUCUUUUACCGUGUCGCAUUGGCGAUUCUUAUAUUAUUUCACAAGCAUACAACAACGAACAGCUCCGAUUGGAGUGUCGACAAUAUGAAAAACGACAUUGACAAUGCAUUAACGAAAUUCUGCAAGCGUAUGCCAGUAUCACCGGCAAAAUUAUUAAGAACUGCCUUCAGUAUAAGGGGACUCAGUUCGACAUAUAUAUCUAGGAUAUUUAUUAAGACUGAAAUGUUAUUAAAAAGUAGAUCGGUUUUAAGUGGGACUAAACAAUUAGUUAAAUCGCGUUCUAGCGAUAAUUUGCCAACAAGCCAAUCCCAAGUCAAUAUACAAAUGAUGUCACACACAUUAACAAUACGAGAGCGGGUGGCAUCUGAGACCUGUCGAAAUCUGGGAGCACAGUCGCCCGGUCAUAGGGUUUUGUCAAUGGGAGUUUUCCCAAUCCAAGCAAUAGAGAGUCUUAUUGCUAAUCAGGAUGAUCUUUUCACUCUCUGGUCUUGGCUGCCAGUUAGAAUCACAAUGUAUCAGCCCAUUUUGCUCUACACGACGGAAGAGCAUGGUUGCUCAUUGACAACUUUCUAUGUGCGCGUCGAGCAACAUGAACCAACGUUGAUGAUGAUUAAAACUUGCAACAACGAGGUCUUUGGAGCAUAUUGCUCUUCGCGAUGGUUUGAACGGAAUCUAAAAGAUGACAAAGGACAACGGCAAGCGUAUUUUGGAACAGGAGAAACGUUUUUGUUUUCUUUGUAUCCAGAUCGUGCCAAGUACCCGUGGGUAGGCAUUGAAGGUGACAAGGAGUUGGGUCAUGCGUGCGAAUUAUUCAUGGCUGCUGAUUCGAAAAUGAUCACAAUUGGUGGAGGGGAGGGGCAAGCGAUUUGGAUGGACGAGAACAUACGAUAUGGCAAAACGGACCACUGUAAAACAUUUAACAAUCCACCGUUGUGUCGAUCGGGAGAUUUCGAAAUUAGAGUUUUGGAAGUCUACGGGUUUGUUGGUGCCUAAAACUAAACUGAUUUGGAUUGGAGUGGAAUGGAGUUGAGAUUGAAACAUUAACGAAAACUGAACAAAGCACCAAACAAAAUUAAGAUUGAAAUAAUGCACGAAACCAAAUUCAUAUUCUUGGAAUAAUCGCAAUAUAUAAGAGAAAUAUAAUUGAGUCGCUAUUUUCUGUCUGUAAUAUGUCGUUAUAUCUAGUAUUAUUUAGCGUUUGUAAGCCAUUGUUACACUUCUUUGAACUUGUUGUAUUUACGUUGUUUUUCUGACAGAUUAGCUUGAGCUGCCGAUCGGACGGAGGCCCCCUGACAAGUCCCGUACUGAUCGGACAGCCAAAAUCCUUGGAUAUAUUGUAUUGUAUUGUAUUUAUAAUAUGUAUUAUAAACCUCUUGAACCCUGUAUUAAGCUAUUCUCACAUUUGUAAUCAUCGAAAUGUGCAAUCUUUAUGCCGACUUCGCUGUUUUUAUUAGUGACACGAAAUUGGAAGUUAUUAAUACUUGUUUCGCGCGAGACGACUUGGGAUAUCACGUGACAGACUCUUUUCACCCAUAAGUUGCUCAUUCGGAGAAAGUCUAAACACAAACGUAAAAUAGAUGUUCGUAGCUAGCGUGAAACCGUACCCUUCGCUUAGAUGAGAUUCGCAAUGUUCGCCUUUAACGAUGUAAGUAUCCUUUGUUGCUCUAUGUAUUGUUCAUCCCUAAAAUAGUUGAGUAAAUAUAAAGAAUAUGUGACAUAACGUUAUACCAAAAUUACAUUUAUACAUAAACACAAUAUUCGUUAUAUAUAUUAUGUAUUAAGAAAUGUUUUCUUGUAACAAACGAUGUAAGGUUAAAACGUAAACUUAGAAUGGAGAGUUUAAUAACCGAACUGUAAGCACCAAAAAUAAUGCCAUAAUUAUUGUUCAAAGAUGAAUGAAUAUUAACGCGUAGUGUUUAUAAUGAAGACAGUGAAUUUUCAUCACUAUUGUAAGUUUUCCAAUAUUUAACAUCGAAAAUCCAUGAAGCAGUCAGUAUUUAUUUGAAUUGUGUUAAAUUUUGUUAUAAAUAAAACUAAAUUGAUAACAGUUA